AUGGCGCAAAUUGAUACUUUGGACUUGAUCGUCCUGAUCGCUCUUCUCCUCGGAACCGUUGCUUACUUCACCAAAGGAACUUACUGGGCUGUCCAGAAAGAUCCCUACGCCGCUGCCUCCGGCGCCCUCAAUGGAGCCAAGGCUGGUAAGACCAGGAACAUCGUCGAAAAGCUGGAUGAAACGGGCAAGAAUUGUGUGAUCUUUUACGGCUCUCAGACCGGUACCGCCGAGGACUAUGCAUCUCGUCUCGCCAAGGAAGGCUCCCAGCGAUUUGGUCUCAAGACCAUGGUGGCCGAUCUUGAGGAAUACGACCUCGACCUUUUGGACACCUUCCCCGAAGACAAGAUCGCUUUCUUCAUCCUUGCCACCUACGGUGAGGGUGAGCCGACCGAUAACGCCGUCGAAUUCUACCAGUUCAUCACUGGAGAGGAUGUCUCCUUUGCCAGCGGUGCCUCUGCCGACGAUAAGCCUCUUUCUAACCUCAAAUACGUCACUUUCGGUCUCGGAAACAACACCUAUGAACACUACAACGCUAUGGUUCGUCAAGUCGACACCGCAUUGACCAAAUUGGGCGCCAAGAGAAUCGCCAGUGCUGGUGAAGGAGACGACGGUGCUGGUACAAUGGAAGAGGACUUCCUCGCAUGGAAGGAGCCAAUGUGGACUGAACUCGCUGCUGAAUUUGAAUUGGAAGAGCGUGAAGCUCAGUAUGAACCCGUCUUCUCCAUUACCGAACAGGACGACUUGACUGCUGAAGACACUGCCGUCUACCUUGGUGAACCCAACCUCAACCAUUUGGAACAUGCUGGCAAAGGACCCUACUCUGCUCACAACCCGUACAUUGCCUCCAUCGCCGAGUCUCGUGAAUUGUUUACUGUCAAGGACCGAAACUGCUUGCACAUGGAAGUUGAUAUUUCUGGAAGUGGCUUGCACUAUCAAACCGGUGACCACAUUGCUGUCUGGCCCACCAACGCCGGCCUUGAGGUUGAUCGUUUCUUGAAGGUCUUCGGCCUUGACGCCAAACGUGAAACUGUCAUCAAGAUCAAGGGUCUCGAUGUCACUGCCAAGGUUCCUUUCCCUGCCCCCACCACUUACGAUGCCGCUGUUCGUUACUACAUGGAAAUCUGUGCUCCUGUCUCUCGUCAAUUCGUCAGCACCCUCGCCGCAUUCGCUCCCGAUGAGAAGGCCAAGGCCGAGAUGGUGCGCCUUGGAAAUGACAAGGACUACUUCCACGAGAAAAUCAGCAGCCAAUGCUUCAACAUCGCCCAGGCCCUUGAAAGUGUUUCGACCGCUCCUUUCUCUGCCGUUCCAUUCUCCUGUUUGAUUGAAGGUAUCAAUCGUAUCCAGCCCCGUUACUACUCCAUAUCCUCCUCCUCCCUCGUCCAGAAGGAGAAGAUCAGCAUUACCGCAGUUGUCGAGUCUGUUCGCAUUCCGGGCGCUACUCACCUUGUCAAGGGUGUCACCACCAACUACCUUUUGGCGCUCAAGCAAAAGCAGCACGGAGAAUCCAACCCCGAUCCCCACGGUCUCACCUAUGCUCUCACUGGCCCCCGUAACAAGUACGAUGGAAUUCGCGUCCCGGUUCACGUCCGACACUCGAACUUCAAGCUGCCCUCAGAUCCUUCCAAGCCUGUUAUCAUGAUCGGACCUGGUACUGGUGUUGCUCCUUUCCGCGGAUUUGUCCAAGAGCGUGCCGCUAUGGCUGCUCGAGGCGACGCAGUAGGACCCACAGUUCUGUUCUUUGGAUGCAGGAAGAGCACCGAGGAUUUCCUCUACAAAGAUGAGUGGAAGGCUUACGAAGAGCAACUUGGAGAGAACUUCAAACUGUUGACCGCGUUCUCCCGAGAAGGUGCCGAAAAGGUCUACGUCCAACACCGCCUGCGUGAAAACGCAGCCUACAUCAACAAGCUCUUGGAGCAGAAGGCCUACUUUUACGUCUGUGGUGACGCCGCACACAUGGCUCGUGAGGUCAACACUGUCCUCGGCCAAAUAAUCGCCGAACAGCGUGGCUUGACACCCGAGAAGGGUGAAGAGAUUGUCAAGCAUAUGCGCAGCAGCGGAACGUACCAGGAGGAUGUAUGGUCAUAA
This is a messenger RNA of Talaromyces marneffei, 2085 nucleotides long. RefSeq lists its product as uncharacterized. Gene Ontology annotation, cellular component: cytosol. The transcript is spliced from 2 exons. Gene Ontology annotation, molecular function: flavin adenine dinucleotide binding; FMN binding; NADPH-hemoprotein reductase activity. The record is from RefSeq and is a predicted model, not a curated record. NCBI's taxonomy places the organism in Eukaryota, Fungi, Ascomycota, Eurotiomycetes, Eurotiales, Trichocomaceae. Bases 1 to 2085 code for a protein of 694 amino acids.